CUGUGUGGAUCCGAGUUGCAUGUUUGACGCGCUCUGAGUGACAGCGCUACAUUGUACAGUAAGAUGACGUCACAUGAAGUCACAUCGCCCUCCGUACAGCAAGAUGACGUCCCUCCCAGAGUCACUUGACCCUCCGUACAGUAAAAUGACGUCCCUCCCAGAGUCCCAUGACCGGCCAUACAGUAAGACGUCACAUGACCCUCCGUACAGUAAUAUGACGUCACAUGACCCUCCGUACAGUAAGAUGACGUCUCUCCCAGAGUCACAUGACCCUCCGUACAGUAAGAUGACGUCUCUCCCAGAGUCACAUGACCGCCGUACAGUAGGUCCAACAUGGCAGACGGAGAGCGGGUCCUCCGCGGUAACUAAAGCAACACUUCAAACCCGCCGACACACACAUUAGAACAACACAAGACCGCAGCGAUGAGGGAAAGGCUGAAGAAAAAGAAGGGCAGGACGUGGGCGGAAGCCGCUAAAACGGUUCUGGAGAAGUAUCCCAACACACCAAUGAGCCAUAAAGAGAUCUUGCAGGUGAUCCAAAGAGAGAGGCUUAAAGAAAUAAGAAGUGGAACUUCGCCGCUGGCAUGUCUGAACGCCAUGCUCCAUACCAACUCCCGGGGAGACGAGGGCAUCUUCUACAAAGUUCCUGGCAGAAUGGGCGUCUACACACUUAAGAAGGAAGGCUCGGACGGGGUCAAGAAGCUGUCGGGGGAGGUGCACGAGGAGGAGGACGAGGAGGAGGAGGAGGACGGGUCUGAGGAGAGCAGUGAGGACCUCUCAGACUCGCCCAGCAGUGAGAACAGCAGCAAGGUGCUCAGCCAGGAGCGUGACGGCGGCAGGUGGCGACGCAGAGUUCCUACCAAGCUGGAGCCGCUGCCGCCCUCCUCCCCCCAGCCCCGCUGCUCCUCCCCUCUGGUCCCGGCCGCCAAACUCAUCUCCCCCUCGCAGAAACACGGCAAGAAGGCUCUGAAGCAGGCCCUGAAGCAGCAGAGGAGCCAGCGGCGCCAGGGGGGCGUGGCCUCCAGCCAGCGGCGCCAGGGGGGCGUGGCCUCCGGCCAGCGACUCAUCCUGAAGACGGUCAAAGACACGGCCGACAACAUCUCCCCCCAGACCGACCUGUGUCUCGGCCCAGGACCCAGGACCAUGGCGCAGCGAGGCAGCCGGCUCAGCCCACGGCAACUCAAGCGCACCAAGUGUGAAAUAGAUGUGGAGACGCCCGACUCCAUUCUGGUGAACACCAACCUGCGGGCCAUCAUCAACAAGCACACCCUGUCCGUGCUACCCCCCUCCUGCCAGCAGAGGCUGCUCAAGCUGCUGCCUGUGGUCGACCAGCAGGCCUGUCUGGACGGCCUCCUGAAGGUCACCGGCUCGGCACUCAACAACGAGUUCUUCGCCUCGGCGGCCCAGUCCUGGAAGGAGCGUCUGUCUGAGGGUGAGUUCACUCCCGAGCUGCAGCUCCGGAUGAGGCAGGAGAUUGAAAAGGAGAAGAAGGUGGAGCGUUGGAAGGAGGCCUUCUUUGAGAACUACUAUGGAGAGAACUCCGGGCUGAGCUACGAGGAGGCGCAGAGGGAGCUGAUGGAGUCUGAUCAGGACCGGCCGCCCUGCCCUCCUCUUCCUCCUCCUCCUCCUCCUCAUCACCAGCGCUCCUCUGAAGGACCUGUGGCCGAAGCAGCUGAGCCCCGGGGCCCCGAGGACAGAGCAGUGGGGGCCCGGGGCCCCGAGGACAGAGCAGUGGGGGCCCGGGGCCCCGAGGACAGGGCAGUGGGGGCCAGGGGCCCCGAGGACAGGGCAGUGGGGGCCCGGGGCCCCGAGGACAGAGCAGUGGGGGCCCGGGGCCCCGAGGACAGAGCAGUGGGGGCCCGGGGCCCCGAGGACAGGGCAGUGGGGGCCCGGGGCCCCGAGGACAGCAGUCCCUGUCCUGUCCCGACCAGACCCCCAGACCAGUCUCCCAGACCCCCGCUGGCCAGCAGACCGCCGCCCGUCAUGUCGCCCAUGCGGACGCGGCGGGCGCGUCACGCGGAGGACCGCCGCCUCAGCCGCUUGGCCCCGCCCACGGCCCCGCCCGCGUCGCCGGGGGAGACGGCCGUACUGCCGGGUCCGAGGCCGGCAGAGGACGGUCUGAAGCCGCUGGUGGCGGAGCGGGCCCUGGGGGAGGGGCCAGAGGUGAGAGCGGCCGCCCCCGAGCCCCCCGACAAGAGCAGCCCCCGACCCCCCAGGGCCCCCCCAGAGGCGGCGGGGCACCCCGGUCAGCCCGCAGGGCCCCUCCGUACCAAUCCCCCUGGGGCCCCAGAACCGGGGAAAAGGAAGUCCCCCAAUGAGCCAGAGGGGGAGAAGACCCCCGAGAAAAGACCCCGAACCUCCUCGCCCGCUGCAGCAGGCCCCGCCCCCUCUCCAGCAGGCCCCGCCUCUUCUCCAGCAGGCCCCUCUCCAGCAGGCUCCUCCCCCUCUCUAGUAGCCUGCUCCACCUCUCCAGCAGGCCCCGCCCCCUCUCCAGCAGGCUCCUCCCCAGCAGGCCACGCCCCCUCUCCAGCAGGCCCCGCCCCCUCUCCAGUAGGCCCCUCCCCCUCUCCCGCAGGCUCCUCCCCAGCAGGCCCCGCCCCCUCUCCAGCAGGCCCCUCCCCCUCUACAGAAGGCCCCUCCUCCUCUCCAGCAGGCCACACCCCCUCUCCAGCAGGCCACACCCCCUCUCCAGCAGGCCCCACCCCCUCUCCAGCAGGCCCCUCCCCCUCUCCAGCAGGCUCCUCCCCCUCUCCGAGGGCGUCGUCCACGGCGAGCCCCUCCAGGCCGUCUUCGAUGGCGCAUCAGAAGGUUCCGCCGCUCAAGAUUCCCGUGUCCCGGAUCCUGCCUGUGCCCGUCUCCCCCGUCUCCCCCGGCCCGGGGUCCCCCCGCCCCCCCCCGCCCCCCCUGGGCAGCCCGGGCCGUCCCGGGGCGCGCACGCUGGCCGACAUCAAGGCCAAGGCCCAGCUGGCCCGGGCGCAGCGCUCCGCAGCGGCGGCGGCGGCGGCAGCAGCGGCCUCAGGGGCGGCGCCCGAAGGGGCGGGGCCGGCGCCCGGGGGGGCGGGGCUGGUAGCCGGAGCGAGUGUUAGCGGUGAGAAAACCCCCAAAGCGCCCCCUCUCAGUCCAACCUCUCCCCGCCCGGCCCGCGGCCCACGGCGCCCGCCCCCCCCCCACGGGACGGCCUUCCCCGGGGAGGUCCCGCCCCCCAGAGAGAGGGGUCCCGCGGCCCCGGGCCCCCACUGCCUCCAGAAGCCCCCCGAGGGGUCCCCACGGGGCAGGAAGGGGGCGGCGGAGCAGCCCGGCCCCUCCAGCGGCCCGGGGCCCCGGGUCAGCUCCUGCACCCCCGCCAACAACCCGCUGGUCACGCAGCUCCUCCAGGGGAAGGAGGUCCCCAUCGAGCAGAUCCUCCCCCGGCCCCACGCCGGGAGCAAGGGCAAGGCGUGGCACCGGCGGGCCCCCCCCCCCCGCCGGGGGGCCCUCCCCGAUCAGCGUCUCCACGGCGACGCCCCCGACCGGGAGACGCAGGAGCAGAUCCUGCAGGCGCUGAUGCAGAGGAAGGCGUCCCAGCGGGGGGGGGCGGUGGGCGGGCGGGGGGCCCCCCCCGCGGAGGACCGGGGGGGGGGCCCCCCGCCCGCCCACCGCCCCCCCCCGCAGCCCGGGGACGGCCUGCCGCGGCCCCGCUUCUCCGUGGGCUGCCUCCGCAGGAGGACGGCGCGGCCGGCCAUGACGGGGCACUACCUCCUCAACGUGGCCACGUACGGCCGCGGCCCCCAGAGCGGCCCGCGCCGGCCCCCCGCCGCCGGAGCCCCGCUGCGGGGGGCGGCGGACACACCGCAGGACGGGAAGGACGAGGACCUCCCGCCCCCGACGGCCGGCCUUAAGGAGGAGCAGCAGGGAUGCUCCGUCGCCAGGCAACAGGAACCCACCGGCGCCCAGCACCGCGGAACGGCCGAGAGCGAGGCCGGCCGGCGAGGCUGCGGCCCGCUGGGCCAGGAGGCCAGCGCCGAGCCAGCCCCGCCCGGGGCAGGAGCCCCGCCCGGGGCCGGAGCCGCGCCCGAGGCCGGAGCCCCGCCCGAGGCCGGAGCCGCGGCGCGCAGCCCCUGGUCUCGGGCGGACCAGAGGAGCCUCCAGCGCGGCGACGGCCGUCAGGGGAGUCCGGAGCCGUGCCCCACGGCCCCGGACCUCAGCCAGCGGCCGAGCGCCGCCCAGACGCAGAGGAGCCCCGCCCACCGGGACCAGGACGCGGCGCUGGGGUCGCCCUACGGCGGCACCGUCGGCGCGUCCCCCCCCCCGCCGUCGGAGCGGUCGGGCGGCGGGGGGGUCCACGGCAGCGUGAUGUCGUUCUCGGUGACGGUCACCACCAUCCCCGCGGGCCACACCCUGGCCCCCGGCCCCCCCGGGGAGCCCUCGACCGAGCAGAGCUUCAUGGAGGGGGGGGGCCUGGAGGAGGUGCAGUCCAGGUGCUACUGCCGCCUCAAGGCCAUGAUCAUGUGCAAGGGCUGCGGAGCCUUCUGCCACGACGACUGCAUCGGGCCCUCCAAGCUGUGCGUCGCGUGCCUGGUGGUGCGCUGAGCCCGCAGUCUUCAUCGUCGGCCCCUUCCUCCUCCUCAUCGGUCGAUACGCGUUCCUUCGGUUGUUUCCAGUCGAGAGUUGGUUGGAGAAACGGAGACGUCCUUUGAAACGGAUCGGGCCCCAGUGAGCGCCCUGGGGGCCCCAGUGAGCGCCCUGGGGCCCGUAGGAGGGUCGAGACGGCCCUGGAGGGCCCGCUGUGUGGCGGGCCGGUGGGGCUGCGGCUGCCCUUUGGUUCAAUCAGCAGAUCUGGGAGGAAUAUGUCACCUGAGUGCAAUCUGGCAAUGUUUGCACUUGGCUAGGGUUAGUGUGGUAUAUAUAUAUUUUUAAAGAGACAUAAGUAUAGUUUUUAAAAGAGAACAAGGAGGGAAAAUAUAAUAUUCUUGUUAUUUUUGUAGAAUACAAUGACGUUAUGUGUGGUAGACAAACACUUUUUAUCGUGCGGCCUGAAUGGAUUGAAAAAAAGGGCAAACAUAAUGGUUCAUAGUAGACGACCAGGCAGGGAAUGAGAACUCUCCCAAUCUGUUUUAGAGAACAGCACUGUACGCCGCGUGCAGUAAAUAUAGCACUCAGAUUUUACAAAAACAGAUAUAUAGCAGCUAUACUUCGAUACUUCCUCAAAUCUAUAACAUCAUUUUUUUCAACGAUACUUUUAACAAAAGGAGAAAUCAAAAGCACGUACCCCCAUUACACCAAGCCCCCUUCGCACUUAACCUUAUUUCUUAGAAACAGUUACAGGAAGCAACAGUUCCUCACAAUGCAUUGAGUCGAGAAACACAAUCACAACAGCUGCGCCUUCAAUGUACAGCGCGUCACUCUGAGCUGGGGUCCAGCAGCUGUUCUGGGGGUCCACAGGAGCAAAGACGCCCAGCAGAAGAGCCACUCUGGUUGGUUCUUCAGUUUGUCUCCGAGGUCACAGACAGGCUUGUAAAUAUCGUUCCCCACAAUGCAUCGCUUCUCAUUGCUUCUCAAUUUUUAUUUAUUUUUUUAACGGAGAGAGAUUUCUAGCUGGGAGGGACAGUUUAAACACUCACUGUACGGAGAGAAAAUCAAUGGGUUUAUUGUCUUUUUACUUUUGCACUGUAAAUAUUUGCCGAUUUAUAUUCCUAACGUUGUAAUACUCCUGUAGUACACCUUGCUUCGUAUAUGCCAGGUUUUAUGACUGAAUUUAUGAAUGACUGAGUGCUGUGGAGAAAGAGGGAGAGAGAGAGAGAGAGAGAGGCCGUAUCAUAGAGUGUACGUAACAAGGAAGAGGUACUCAAAGACCCGCUUCAAAUACACUUUAAAGGAAGGCAAUUCAUUUUAGAGGCAUUUUGGUCAAAGCUGCUGAAAUUGUCUACAUCCCAACAAUAAAUCAGUUGUCCCGUUAAAAGAUACAAAAAUCCAAAAA
Messenger RNA from Gadus morhua (Atlantic cod), 5956 nucleotides. RefSeq names its product ASXL transcriptional regulator 2 (gene asxl2). Gene Ontology annotation, biological process: positive regulation of transcription by RNA polymerase II; animal organ morphogenesis. Gene Ontology annotation, cellular component: PR-DUB complex. Lineage: Eukaryota; Metazoa; Chordata; Actinopteri; Gadiformes; Gadidae. The record is from RefSeq and is a predicted model, not a curated record. Gene Ontology annotation, molecular function: peroxisome proliferator activated receptor binding; DNA binding; chromatin binding.